AUGUCUAUCGAACGAGAAAACCAGAUCCAUCCGAUCGUCACGGACCUCACAUCUUCGCUUUUCGGCGUCACGGCCGGUAUCCUCGGCCUCGAAUCUUACAACGGCUUCCUUCUCUACCUCGUCCUCUCCGUCAUUACGACUAUUUUCGUCUAUGUCGUCAAAGUUCUGCCCGAGUCAUUAUCUGAAGGGCGAUCGAUCGGGGACACACAGCGUUUCUUCAAAGGCGCUUUGCAGUUCUGGAGCGGUGGAUUGGCGAGCGGCAUGCCGGGGUUUGUGCUGACGUGGACGCUAUUCUACGGCCUUGUACGGGUAUGA
Emericellopsis cladophorae is the source of this 315-nucleotide messenger RNA. RefSeq names its product ER membrane protein complex subunit-like protein. Gene Ontology annotation, cellular component: membrane; EMC complex; endoplasmic reticulum. Lineage: Eukaryota; Fungi; Ascomycota; Sordariomycetes; Hypocreales; Bionectriaceae. Gene Ontology annotation, biological process: protein folding in endoplasmic reticulum; autophagosome assembly. The record is from RefSeq and is a predicted model, not a curated record. The transcript has 2 exons. The coding region runs from base 1 to 315 and encodes 104 amino acids.